Molecule: messenger RNA, 3894 nt
Organism: Heterocephalus glaber (naked mole-rat)
Lineage: Eukaryota; Metazoa; Chordata; Mammalia; Rodentia; Bathyergidae
Gene: Scai
Product: suppressor of cancer cell invasion
Biological process (GO): DNA-templated transcription
Molecular function (GO): transcription corepressor activity
Source: RefSeq, a predicted model, not a curated record
CGCGGCAAGCCUGACAGAGGCGCGAGGCCCUCCUCCCGCCUCUCCGCCUACUCCAGUCUCCGCCGCCUCAGCUUCCCGAGCGAGCCCUGCGGCCGCCGGAGCAGCUCCCGCGGUGGAGCAGGAGCCGGAUGGUCAGAGGAGCCCGGCAGCCCCAACAGCCGCGGAGUCGCCUGGCCCCCAGACUGACUGGCACAGUGGAGAAACCACCCCGCAAACGUAAAAGCAGGACUGAAUUUCCUCUUAAAGAAAUCAUGUCCUCUGGAGGUGCUGAAGAUGACAUCCCACAGGGAGAGAGAAAAACGGUCACAGAUUUUUGUUAUCUUCUGGAUAAAUCUAAGCAGCUGUUCAAUGGGUUAAGAGAUUUGCCACAGUAUGGACAGAAGCAGUGGCAGUCCUACUUUGGAAGAACUUUUGAUGUUUACACCAAACUCUGGAAGUUCCAGCAGCAGCAUCGACAAGUCUUGGAUAAUCGGUAUGGCCUGAAGCGGUGGCAAAUAGGGGAAAUUGCUUCUAAGAUUGGGCAGCUAUACUACCAUUAUUACUUACGCACUUCUGAGACCAGCUAUCUGAAUGAGGCCUUCUCCUUCUAUUCUGCGAUCAGACAGAGAUCAUAUUAUUCUCAAGUCAAUAAAGAGGACAGACCUGAGUUGGUAGUCAAGAAGCUUCGAUAUUAUGCAAGGUUUAUAGUAGUUUGUCUUCUUCUCAACAAAAUGGAUGUUGUGAAGGAUCUGGUAAAGGAAUUAUCAGAUGAAAUUGAGGAUUACACACACCGUUUCAAUACUGAAGAUCAAGUGGAAUGGAACUUGGUGCUCCAAGAAGUAGCAGCUUUCAUCGAGGCGGACCCUGUAAUGGUGUUAAAUGAUGAUAAUACCAUUGUUAUCACUUCUAAUCGCCUUGCUGAAACAGGAGCCCCAUUGCUGGAGCAGGGCAUGAUUGUGGGACAGUUGUCUCUGGCUGAUGCACUCAUUAUUGGUAAUUGUAAUAAUCAGGUUAAGUUCAGUGAACUAACCGUUGACAUGUUCCGGAUGUUACAAGCCCUGGAAAGGGAGCCAAUGAACUUAGCCUCUCAGAUGAACAAGCCAGGAAUGCAGGAAUCUGCUGACAAACCUACCAGACGAGAAAACCCCCAUAAAUACCUGCUCUACAAACCGACCUUCAGCCAACUGUACACAUUCUUAGCAGCAUCUUUUAAGGAGCUGCCUGCCAAUAGUGUGCUUCUGAUCUACCUGUCAGCCACUGGAGUUUUCCCCACAGGUCGUUCUGAUAGUGAAGGUCCUUAUGAUUUUGGAGGUGUACUUACUAAUAGUAACCGAGAUAUUAUAAAUGGAGAUGCUAUCCACAAACGAAAUCAAUCCCAGAAGGAAAUGCAUUGCCUUCAUCCUGGUGAUCUCUACCCUUUCACAAGGAAGCCCCUGUUUAUCAUUGUGGAUUCCUCCAACAGUGUUGCAUACAAGAACUUCACAAACUUGUUUGGACAGCCCCUAGUCUGCUUACUUUCUCCUACGGCAUAUCCAAAAGCUUUACAAGAUCAAUCUCAACGAGGUAGCCUCUUCACUCUCUUUUUGAACAAUCCUCUAAUGGCCUUCCUGUUUGUCUCUGGAUUGUCGAGCAUGCGUAGAGGUCUAUGGGAAAAGUGCCAAGAAUAUCUUCGGAAAAUCAACCGUGAUAUUGCUCAGCUACUGACCCAUUCACGUUCAAUAGAUCAGGCAUUUCUCCAGUUUUUUGGAGAUGAAUUUCUUCGCUUACUUCUCACAAGAUUUAUCUUUUGUUCAGCGACCAUGAGGAUGCACAAGAUUUUUCGGGAAACACGAAAUUACCCAGAAUCAUACCCACAGCUGCCAAGGGAUGAAACAGUGGAGAAUCCUCAUCUCCAGAAGCACAUUUUGGAAUUAGCAUCCAUUCUGGAUGUUCGAAACGUCUUCUUUGAAAAUACCAUAGAUGACUAUUAAAACACAAACCCUCUGGUUGAAACAGUUUUUCAUUUUCCACAGAUUUUAAAUGGUGCAGUUUUCUAAUGUGACAACAGAAACGUAGUGUGUUACUUAGUUUUUAUUUUUUAAUUUAGGACCACCAUUUUAAAAGCAAACAAAAAAAAAAGUUCAGACUUUUAGGGUAACUUUUAAAAUGCAGUCUUUUAAGUCUUUUAAAAAUUCAAUUGAUCUUGGAAUUUUUAUUUUUGGGUUUUGAUUACCUCCAAUAUCCAGUCCUAUACUUAGUCAUUGUUCUCACCCUGAGAAGAGUAAAUUGUGUAUUUUUGUAUAAUGAGAAAAGUCCAACUUCUGUACUUGGACCUUAAAUGUCUGGAUUUGGGAAACAUGUAAUUGUUUAUAAUGAUGAAACUGGCCAGCAUGGACUACUGAAAAGCAAGAAAAGAGUCCUUCCAUAAUAUUUCUUUUUCAUUCCAAAUUAGUAGGUAGAAAAAUGUGUGCUUCUUUUAAAUGUGAUCCAGGCAGUUCUUGAAAUCAUUGAAUACCUUUAAAUACUGUCAAAAAUUCAGAAGUGGUUUAGGAUUGAUUUGCAUGCGAAAGCUAAAUCUUUUAGUUGGGACUUGAGGUGAUAACUGAGUAUUGUGUUAUCAUGAGAUUUAUUUGCAUAUUUUGUUUUCUGUUUAAUCUUUGAAUGUUGGAAAUGAAAAAAAACAAGUUUUAAAUAUUUCAGUAAAAAAAUCAAGUUGUUGGUUUCCUAAUACAGUGUCUUUGGGAAAGACAUUAAUUUACUUACUUAAUUUAAGUAAGUAAAUUUAAGUACACUUAGUUAAUUUAAGUGCCAGGGAUGUAGCUCAGUGACACUGUGCCUGCCUUGCAAGCACAAGGUCUUGAGUUCAAUCCCCAGUACUGGAAAAAAAAUAAAAUAAUAACAGUAAUAGCUACCUCAUAGGGUUAUAACUUAAUUUAUAAGAUCAAAUUUUAAAACUGUCUGGAUUGAUAUCUGUGGCAUAUCGUUCAGUUUCUUCUUGCCUAGUUCAAAUUUAGGAGACUUCAGGGGGCCGGGGAUUUAGCUCAGUGGUUCCGCUGCCUGCCUUGCAAGCGGAAGGAUGCGAGUUCGAUCCCCGGUACCAAAAAAAAAAAAAAAAAAAAAUUUAGGAGACUUCAAAAUCAGAGAUUAAAUUUGGUUGAGGGUAACCAGAUGUUCUGAAACUUAAAGCAAAAGUUGAUUUUACACUGAUAAUUUGGGAAUAAGAUUUGUUAAAACUCCCUGUACUUAGUUAUUUUAUAUUCAUAUACAAGUUUUCUAUUAUUUUAAAUAGGCCUCAGAAUACAAGAAAAGGCUUUUUGUGUUUUAUCCUUUCAUCCCCUUCAUAGCUUCACAGGCACUAGCUAUGAAGGAUUUUUCCCCGUCUUUUGGGGGUUUUUUGGUACCAGGGAUUGAACUCGGGUCUUUGCGUUUGUGCAGCAGGCGGUGAAACCACUGAGCUAAAUCCCUGGACCCCCAUCUUUUAAUUGCACAGCAUUAAAGUUCAGAAAUCUUACCAAUCACACCUUCUCCCUAAUUUUCUGUAUAGGCUCACAUUUUAGCUGUGGCAAUCCCAGGGGAAAUGAAGUGAUUGCUCUUAGUACCUCUUUCCUGUGGUCUCUAGGGAGGUUUUACUGUAAUAUUUUUAACUUAACCUUCAUUUCUGGCCUAAAGAAUAAUGUAGGUCUAAGUUAUUCGUAUACCACCUUCAAUCUGCUAAUUUUUCAUGUGAAGUCUUGAAAUUAUUGCUCUUGGGUUCAGGGACCUUAGGGUACUUACAUUUUAAAAACUAUUAUCAUCAUUUGCUCUUUCAAGUGGUAUUUCAGGGGGCUGGGGAUUUAGCUCAGUGGCACAGCACCUGCCUGGCAAACUCGAGGUCCUGAGUUAGAUCGCCGGUACCAAAAAAAAAAAAAAAAUAUAUAUAUAUAUAUAUAUUUUCAU